Aspergillus luchuensis is the source of this 765-nucleotide messenger RNA. Its product is annotated as LamB/YcsF family protein. The coding region runs from base 1 to 765 and encodes 254 amino acids. The record is from RefSeq and is a predicted model, not a curated record. NCBI's taxonomy places the organism in Eukaryota, Fungi, Ascomycota, Eurotiomycetes, Eurotiales, Aspergillaceae. The transcript is spliced from 2 exons. Gene Ontology annotation, biological process: carbohydrate metabolic process.
AUGCCUCCCCUACGAACCAAAGUCUUCAUCAACGUCGACCUCGGCGAAGGCUACGGGAACUUCAAAUGCGGCCCGGACGAAGAACUCAUCCCCCUCAUCGACCAGGCCAACGUAGCCUGUGGAUUCCAUGCCGGUGACCCCCUAAUAAUGCAAGAAACCGUCUCCCUUUGCAAAAAGCACAACAUAUCGAUCGGCGCCCACCCCGGCCUCCCCGACGUGCAAGGCUUCGGCCGACGCGAAAUGAAGCUCAGCCCGGAAGAACACACCGCCAACAUCAUCUACCAAGUCGGGGCGUUACAAGGCUUCCUAGCACGCGAAAACAUCCCCCUCCACCACGUCAAGCCACACGGCGUGCUCUACGGCAUGAUGUGUCGCGACCUGGAAGUCGCGCGGGCUGUCAUAAGGGGAAUACCAGCUGGGGUUCCGGUAGUAGGGCUAGGAGGAACAUACAUGGAGCAGGCGGCGAAGGAGCUGGGGGUGCCGUUCUGGGCGGAGCUGUUCGGAGAUGUCAAGUACGGGCCGGAUGGGAUGCUGGUGAUUGAUCGGAAGAAGAAACCGUGGAAGAUUGAGGAUGUCAAGGCGCAUGUAAGGCAGCAGGUGGAGGAUUCGUCGGCCACGGCUGUUGAUGGGUCGGUGGUGCAGAUGGGGGUUAAGGAUUAUCCGGUUACCAUUUGUUGUCAUUCGGAUUCGCCGGGGUGUUUGGAGAUUGUGAAGGCGACGAGGGAGGUGGUUGACGAGUUUAAUAGGGCGAAUGGGUUUGCGUGA